AUGUCUCCUCCACCUCCCCCACUGCUCUUUGAAGAUCCCUGGAAGACAUUGACAAUAAGGCUGGAUGGAGAUGACAGUCAUCUCAUUGGAAAGGUGAAUCCAGUAGACAAGAGACGGCCUUGUUUGGAGCUUGUCGAGGAGCAGGUUGUGUCUUUGAUGGGAUGGAAGGUCAAAACGACACUGGCAUUGUCUUACCUGGGCCGUAUGAGUGAUCAUUAUCCCGGCAGGUCUCUCGAUUUGUGA
Molecule: messenger RNA, 243 nt
Organism: Penicillium hordei
Lineage: Eukaryota; Fungi; Ascomycota; Eurotiomycetes; Eurotiales; Aspergillaceae
Exons: 1
Coding region: 1-243 (80 amino acids)
Source: RefSeq, a predicted model, not a curated record